Molecule: messenger RNA, 1300 nt
Organism: Cydia pomonella (codling moth)
Lineage: Eukaryota; Metazoa; Arthropoda; Insecta; Lepidoptera; Tortricidae
Exons: 2
Coding region: 287-1099 (270 amino acids)
Source: RefSeq, a predicted model, not a curated record
GUUACAACGAUGCUACAGCCAAUCACAGCGCCUCAUUUUACAAUAGACCAAUCGUAGUUUGGGUGGUGUAAAUUGACUAAUCAAGGUCGAACGAAGUUUCGUCGCAGGAAACAGAUCUAAACUUUGACGAGUUGCAAUUGGUCCGUUAUGAGUAUUGCGUAUUUCAAUUUUGGGGCCAUUUGUAUAGGUAGGCUUAUAUAUAUCGUGUCUGGAAUUAGUCUUUCACUUUUUUUCGUUCGCUGGGCAGCACUAGACGUGCGAUCUGUUUCACUUCAACGUUGCAGCAAUGGCGUUGCGACACAUCAUCCCGAUUGUUAUACUAAUCAUCCAGCUCUAUGGGACCAGCUUGGCUGCAAAUCUUCCCCAGCUUUCAGGGAACAGACUAUCAGAAGGCGCUGACAGAGACUUACCAAACGCUACUCCAAUUAACUGCGGGUCAUCUAGCCCUGUGAGGGCCACCAUAAAAGCUACGAAGACGCCAAGCCAAGUGAUGAAAUACUUCGGGAGCAUAGCGUUCACUGCCGGUCCAAUUGGACAUCCACAAUCGCCCAGACCAGGAACCGAAUCAAAAUUCAAAUUUGCUGAAGUCAAAGGAGGAAAAUAUGUCUACGCGCUUGAAGUUGAUCCAACUGGCGAGCUCGCCUAUUGGCUGCCUCAAGGAGGCUCCAUUGACAUUCCUCAAAGACCUAAUUCUAACCAGCCACGUUACGUGUUCACUCCAGACUUCAGCGGCUGCUCAUGGACAGUGACUCCUUUGAGCAACGGGAUGUUGCGUCUUCGACACGUUGAAGGUGGUCGAGAAGCUGCCCAGUUCAACAAUUUGUCUUCAGGGGCUAAAGGUGGAGCUACAACUUACGCCAUGCAGUAUAAAGACUACGGGUAUAUCGUUGAAACUCGCCGCCUAGUUGGGAAUGUACCAGCAUUUGCGUACAUGCACUAUACUGGUGGACAUUGGACCCUGAACGUGCAGCGCAAAUCAUGUUCACCGCAGCCUGGUGGAUUCACAUUCAAUAAUCAGCUUUUAUCGGGAAUAACGUUGCUCGAAUCGAAAUCGUCUUACUCCGCCAUAUCUGGUACUAAGUCUUAUACGAUCCCUUAAACGUUAUGUUUUGUUUUUCUUCUUUUUGAUUCUUUAAUAUUUGUUUUUGUUUAAUGCUUUUCAAUUACCUAUGAUUUUUUUGUUAAAUGUGUAAUAACUUAUAAAACAAAAUACUUUUCCUGUACAAAUUAAGCACUUGCAGCACAACCAUUUUUUGUUUCUGAAAAUAAAUUUUUAGCAACAUUUCAUACCAUUCAUCAA